GGAGGUCAACGUGAUGUUUUGUUCCAAUGUGAACUUGUUCGUCUGUGCUGCGCGGCUUCGUUUUUGAAUCGAAUGAAUGUUGUCUUUUUACAAGAUAAUAAAUGGCCUCCAGUUCUCAAAUCUUUUGACUGUUUAAUGUUGCAAAAUCGUUUAACAAAGGCUAAAGAAGGAAAACAAUGCAUUGAUUUGUACUGCUAUAAAUAAGAGUAUCACAAGAUGUUUGUUCUUCAUAAAAGGACAACUGUAAGUUUUUCUGCAAUGUACUUUGUCUACAAUAUAUAAAUUUCAGCAGUUAUUGGUCUGUUGCUUUAUUUCACAGCUUUCUUGUAUUUGUACACGCCAAUGUAAGUUUCAACUUGGAGGGUUGGCUCUUGCCCAGUUGUUGCCAAGUGCUAUUUUAGUAAUGCAAGUUUAUUUAUAAAGGACAGUUAAACGAGUAAGAAAGUGUUCACAUGAAACUUCUAAAAGUCAAAGCAGCAUAGAGGGGAGGGGGAAGUAAAAAUUGACCUAAAGUGUUUAAAAUCUGAGCUGAUUGAGUGCAAUAAGUAGGAUGCAAUCAUUCAACAAAUGCAGAGCUAAAUGGAUGUUUUCAGUCUGAAUGUAACUGAUGGUUGGUGUAUCUGAUCUCUACUGGACGCUGGUUCCAACUGUGGGUGUUAGAAUGGCUAAAAAAACGACUCUCCUUGUUUUGCGUGAAUCCUUGGUGUUUCUAACUGACUUCAUAACGACCAGUUGUUUUAAUAUGAAAUCCCACCACAGUGAUGGGGGGUGGGAUAAAAUGGUGUUCAAUUGAUGGGUUGCAGAUAGUCGGGAACAAAUGCAAAGAUUAAUUAAUCUGCUGAUGUCCGUAUAUUUUGGUGCAAUUAAUUUGUUAGUUAAAAGAAGCAGAUGCCAACAUGGACAGGCUGCAUGAUAUAUCCUCGGCGUGUGAAACAGGAGCUGCACAUGGAUACUGAGGGCUUCGGGGAGCUCCUGCAGCAGGCAGAACAGCUGGCAGCAGAGACUGAGGCCGUGUCCGAGCUGCCCCAUGUUGAGCGAAACCUACAGGAGAUCCAACAAGCAGGAGAGCGACUACGUUCCCGCACUCUCACCAGAACCUCUCAAGACACAGCUGACGUAAAAGCCUCCAUCCUCUUGGGCUCUCGGGGUCUUGACAUCUUCCAUAUCUCUCAGCGUCUUGAGAGUCUCAGUGCUGCCACUACAUUUGAGCCUCUUGAGCCAGUCAAGGACACUGAUAUUCAGGGCUUUCUGAAGAACGAGAGAGACAAUGCACUGCUGUCAGCCAUCGAGGAAUCACGCCGCAGGACAUUUUUGCUGGCGGAGGAGUACCACAGAGACUCUAUGUUGGUGCAGUGGGAGCAGGUGAAGCAGAGAGUGUUGCACACCCUGCUGGGAGCUGGAGAGGAUGCACUGGACUUCAGCCAGGAAGUGGAGCCCAGUUUCGUGAGUGAGGUCGGAGUUCCAGGACGCAGUGCACUGAACAAUGUGGAAGUUGCCUACAGCCGACAGAUCUAUAUCUUCAAUGAGAAGAUAGUAAAUGGGCAUCUUCAACCCAACCUGGGAGAUCUCUGUGCCUCAGUAGCAGAAAGCCUGGAUCAUAAGAACGUGUCAGACAUGUGGCUCAUGGUGAAGCAGAUGACAGACGUUCUGUUGGUGCCAGCAAAGGACACGCUGAAGUGCAGAGUGUCUGUGGACAUGCAGAUGGCCUUCGUCAGACAAGCCCUGCAGUUCCUGGAGAACAGCUAUAAAAAUUACACUAUGGUCACUGUAUUUGGGAAUCUGCAUCAGGCUCAGCUGGGUGGAGUACCUGGCACUUAUCAGCUCGUAUGCAGCUUCCUGAACAUCAAGCUGCCGACCCCGCUGCCAGGCAUGCAGGACGGUGAGGUGGAGGGACAUCCAGUGUGGGCUCUGAUCUAUUUCUGCCUGCGUUGUGGAGACCUGUCUGCCGCCAUGCAGGUGGUGAACAGGGCACAGCAUCAGCUGGGCGACUUUAAGAUUUGGUUUCAGGAAUACAUGAACAGCCCCGACCGACGUGGUGAGACCCAUUUCUCGGCCAGCCACCAGCCAUUCCUGUACUUCCAGGUGCUUUUCCUGACUGCACAGUUUGAGGCGGCUAUAGCGUUCCUUUUCCGAGUGGAGCGUCUGCGCAGCCAUGCCGUUCACGUAGCUCUGGUGCUGUACGAACUCAAACUGCUGCUCAAAUCAUCGGGCCAGAGCGCACAACUCUUGAGUCAAGAAGCUGGAGAUCCUCCAAUGGUGCGAAGGCUCAACUUCAUCAGGCUGCUUAUGCUCUACACCCGCAAGUUUGAGUCCACAGACGCACGAGAGGCCCUGCAGUACUUCUACUUUCUCCGGAAUGAGAAGGACAGUCAAGGAGAAAACAUGUUCAUGCGCUGUGUCAGCGAGCUAGUCAUCGAGAGUCGGGAGUUCGAUAUGCUUCUUGGAAGACUCGAAAAAGAUGGAAGCAGAAAGCCCGGCGUGAUCGACAAGUUCGCUGGAGACACGCGGGCCAUCAUUACCAAGGUGGCCUCAGAGGCUGAGAACAAGAGGUUGUUUGAGGAGGCCGUCAAACUGUACGAGUUAGCCAAGAACGCUGAUAAGGUUCUGGAGCUGAUGAACAAAUUGUUGAGUCCAGUUAUCGCUCAAGUUAGCGAGCCCCAGUCCAACAAAGAGCGACUCAAAAACAUGGCAGUGGCUAUUGCUGAACGGCACCGUACUAACGGUAUAGCUGGGGAGAAGUCUGUGGACAGCACCUUCUACCUGCUUCUGGAUCUCAUGACGUUCUUUGAUGAGUACCACGCCGGCCACAUAGACCGAGCUUACGAUGUGAUUGAGAGGCUAAAGCUGGUUCCCUUAAGUCAGGACAGUGUGGAGGAGCGGGUUGCUGCAUUCAGAAACUUCAGCGAUGAGAUAAGACACAAUUUGUCAGAGGUUCUGUUGGCCACAAUGAAUAUCCUGUUCACACAGUACAAGCGUCUAAAGGGGGCUGCAGCAGGUACGCCGGGAAGACCUCAGCGUACCCUAGAGGACAGAGACAUGCUGCUGCGCAGUCAAGCCCGGGCUCUGAUCACGUUUGCGGGAAUGAUUCCGUAUCGGAUGGCUGGAGAUACCAAUGCCAGACUGGUUCAGAUGGAGGUCCUAAUGAACUGAAACUCCCCCCUUGACCCUUCUCCAGCAGCUCUCUUUCAUUGUCCUCAUUCCAUCAUUACUUUUGUCAACUUAUAUUUGUAUUUUUUUCCAUUAUUUGAAAUAAAAAAAAUGAAAUUGA
Molecule: messenger RNA, 3268 nt
Organism: Sinocyclocheilus anshuiensis
Lineage: Eukaryota; Metazoa; Chordata; Actinopteri; Cypriniformes; Cyprinidae
Product: nuclear pore complex protein Nup93
Exons: 21
Coding region: 889-3150 (753 amino acids)
Biological process (GO): poly(A)+ mRNA export from nucleus; protein import into nucleus
Cellular component (GO): nuclear pore
Molecular function (GO): structural constituent of nuclear pore
Source: RefSeq, a predicted model, not a curated record